AUGACAAUCACUAAUUCACAGAUAGACGAUGAAGGACGGUAUAAAUGCUUCUCAGGGCCAUUGGAGACUGAUGUCAAGGAACUUAAAGUAGAAGUCCAAUCAACAUCAUCAUUGACGAUUGGAAGUGCUAUUGCAGAUGAUGCUGAUGUAUACAUAGCAACGUGCAGAGCUACAGGAGGUAGACCACAAGAAACACUUACAUUGAUGCUAGGUGAUGAUCCUGCCCCGUGUGAUGGUUUUCUAGAAUAUACUCUUCCAGCUGAUGCAGGGUUCUCCAGUAAAGAGAUUGUCUGUACAUUUCCAGCUACUAGAGAGAACUAUGGCGAAACACUGAAAUGCGUCAUCAGUGGUCAUGACGUAUCUGCUCUCAAUGGAGAAAUAACAGAAAAUCUUGAGAUGCACAAUCGACCUUGUAAUGAUAUUGUGACUGUGACGUUUGAGUCACUUGAUCCUAACUUGAGGGUUACAUGCGCCAUUGAUGCUGCCAACCAACCUUUUCCAGCGAUAAGACAUUACUUCAUAUACGCCAAUGAUAUCCUGAAGCAUGAAUCUUCAACGGGAAUCAAUUUUGUGGCUUUAACAGAAUCAGAAUAUGACCUGUCAACAGAGUUUGAAUGUGUUGCAGGGAAUUAUCUUGGAAAUACAGCAAGUGGCAAAAAAACGUAUGGCCCCCAAAAAACUACAGAAAAAUUGAUGACGAGCCAUCCAACGACAGAAUAUGAAGAAGCAAUCGCAGGAAAAUUGACAACUAGCCAUGCAAAGACAGAUUAUGAAGGAGAGACCACAUCCAUCACAUCUGAGCCUACAUGCACUCCAUGUCCACGUUCACUGACUGGUUUGAGGUCUGGAGCAUCUGCUGGAAUAGCUAUCUUAGCAAUCCUUCUAGUAGUUUCUAUCAUCAUCAACAUUGUACAGUUCGUACUCCUAAGGAGAAGGACUAAACCAGAGUUCGAUGGGUCAAAGAUGAAUGAAAAAGGGUAA
Messenger RNA from Lytechinus pictus (painted urchin), 981 nucleotides. RefSeq lists its product as uncharacterized. Gene Ontology annotation, biological process: homophilic cell-cell adhesion; heterophilic cell-cell adhesion. The record is from RefSeq and is a predicted model, not a curated record. The transcript is spliced from 7 exons. Lineage: Eukaryota; Metazoa; Echinodermata; Echinoidea; Temnopleuroida; Toxopneustidae. Bases 1 to 981 code for a protein of 326 amino acids. Gene Ontology annotation, cellular component: adherens junction.